CACACCCUGCAGCAAGAUGGAGGCUCGCUGGUUCCUGCUGCUGCUGCUUGCCUUGGGGGCACUGUGGGCAGCUAGCGAUUCACUGGAGACCAAAAUCAUUGGAGGUCAUGAAGUCACCCCCCACUCUCGUCCCUACAUGGCUUCACUGCAGAAAGCUGGCUCACACCUAUGUGGGGGGGUCCUGGUGGACCGCCAGUGGGUGCUGACCGCAGCCCACUGUCUGAGAGCACCGAUACAGCUGCUGAGGCUGGUUCUGGGCCUCCAUGGCCUCCACGAUCGCCAUGACCCCGGCCUCACCUUCCACAUCAAGGCCGCUGUCAGGCACCCAGGCUUCAAGCCGAAUCUGGAGAAUGACCUCAUGCUGCUGAAGCUGGAUGGAAAGGUGAAACCCAGCAGGACCAUCCAGCCCCUGGCGGUGGCCAGAAGGCGCCGUGCCAUACCAGCAGGCACGAAGUGCAGCGUAGCCGGCUGGGGAGUGACCCACCCCACUGGGCGCCUGGCCCUCAGGCUGCACGAGCUGGAUGUCCGUGUGCUGCAUGCCAAGAUGUGUAACAACAGCCGCUUCUGGAAUGGAAACAUCACCCACCACAUGCUCUGCCUGGCUGCUGAUGCCAAGGACCAGGCUCCCUGCAAGGGUGACUCAGGUGGGCCGGUCAUAUGUGACAAAGGCCAGGUGGAUGGAAUUCUGUCCUUCAGCUCCAAGACCUGCAUCAAUGUUUUUAGGCCCCCCGUGGCCACUGCCGUGUCCCCCUAUGUGCCCUGGAUCAGGAAGAUCAUCGGCCGCUGGUCACCCUAGCCUCUAGUUUGAUACUCAGGGCGAUGGGAAGGUCGGGCAUGGGACGUGGGACGGGGCUAGGUGUUUUGGAGGGCCAAUAAAUGGUGACUGAA
Dipodomys ordii (Ord's kangaroo rat) is the source of this 888-nucleotide messenger RNA. It is a transcript of the gene Gzmm, whose product is annotated as granzyme M (lymphocyte met-ase 1). The record is from RefSeq and is a predicted model, not a curated record. Gene Ontology annotation, biological process: proteolysis. Gene Ontology annotation, molecular function: serine-type endopeptidase activity. NCBI's taxonomy places the organism in Eukaryota, Metazoa, Chordata, Mammalia, Rodentia, Heteromyidae. The transcript is spliced from 5 exons. Bases 17 to 796 code for a protein of 259 amino acids.